AUGUUCCCGUACGGCGCUCCGCGUCCGCGGCCGUUGCGCAAUAACGGCGGCGCACCGCCCAUGAUUCUGUACUCGCCGCCGCCACCGUAUGGUGGCAUCGGAUACGGCCCGUUCGGGGGGCCUAUACACCUUCCGCCGCCGUACGCCGCUGCCCUGCCGUACCCGCCGUACUACGGCGGACCCGCCGGCUUCGGCAACACAGCCCCAAUGCACGCCGUCCACGCUGUGCAGGUGCAGCUGCAGUCGGUGACGGCGGCCAACUUCGCCGCGGAGCUAGACAUAAUCGGCUCCUUGCUUCCGAGCUACCCCUACGUCGUCGUCGACACAGAAUACCCCGGCACCGUGCACCGCCCACCCGCGGGGCGCCGUGACGGCGACCUCAGCCCCGACGAGCGGUACGCGUUGGUGAAGGCGAACGUGGACGAGCUCCCCAUCGUGCAGCUCGGGGUCACGCUCUGCGACGCCCACGGCAACCUACCCUGCGUCCCUGACUACCGCUACGGCUACUACCACGGCUACGCCGAGCGCGCCUGGGAGGUGGACUUCUCGGACUUCGACGUCGGCCGCGACCGCCACGCGGCGCAGUCCGUGGCGUUCCUCCGGUCGCAGGGAGUCGACUUCGACGCGGCGCGCGCACACGGCGUCAGCUCGGCGGCGUUCGGCGCGAAGCUCGCCGAGAUCCUGACGUCGGCGCCGCGCGGGGCCGGCGACGUCGAGCUGACGUGGGUGGCCUUCGGCGGCGCCUACGACCUGGCCUACCUCGUCAAGAUGCUCGACGGCGGGCAGCCACUGCCGGAGACGAGGCAGGGGUUCGUGGCGCGGGUCAGGGAACUCCUCGGCGGACGGGUGUUCGACGCCAAGUUCAUGGCGGAGAACUGCGGCCGCGCGGACCUGCGCGACGUCGGCCUCAGAAGCGUCGCCGCCAACCUCGGCGCGGCGAUGCCCGCGGAAGACCUGCCGUGGCUCGCCGGCACGAAGAGCGUCACCGCCUACCGCAUACAUACGAUCUUGAGAUUGCACGUCCUCUCGCAGGACACUGCCGCUGGCUUCGAGGGAAUAAUCGACGGACUACAGUGA
Molecule: messenger RNA, 1077 nt
Organism: Miscanthus lutarioriparius
Lineage: Eukaryota; Viridiplantae; Streptophyta; Magnoliopsida; Poales; Poaceae
Source: the annotation of a GenBank genome assembly